GCGUAAAAGCAGACCUACUGUUGGGUAGCUGCUGCCACUGGACUCUGAACCCCGCGUGUGUGUGUGUGUGUGUGUGUGUGUGUGUACUGCAGUAAUAAAAGGCGCAAUAGUCCGUCGGCUGCAAGUCAGUUGCCUGUUGGCUGUCGCCCUACACGUGUCUUCUCGUUUUGUCGCCCUCCCCCCUCCAUUUUCAACAUCGAUUCGUUUUUGUUUUUCUUUUCUCGGUGAUUUAGGAGGGGAAAAAAAAGCGAGGGAAAUUGUCAGGCGAUUGGCAAAUGACUUGAUGAGUGGCGCUUCAUAUCAAGUGUAGUGUGAGACAUGCAUUUGCAACGAUGACACAGGUGCAGUGCUGCGAUUCCAACUAUUAAAAACACGUGGCGAAGCUUUCGAUCGUACGCACUUGGUGUGGUUUUUCAAGGAGUGAGAUGUUGCAACAAUCGUCGCCUCACGGUUUACAACAGCAGCAUCCAACAGACGAUUUGUAUUCGACCGAAUUGGUUCAUCACCACAGUGGCCACCAUCAACAGCAGCCGGUUCAGCUGCAGCAGCAUCCACAUCAUUCCAGCGGCCCUUCUUUGCCCAUGGACUUGCACCUACCUCAGGGAUAUCCCUUCUACACGUCGUCCCACACCGUCAAUAGCAGCGCCACCAGCAGGAAAAGCGGACUUGAGGAUUUCGUCAGCGGUCACCAUCAUCCGAACAGCGGACUCCAUUCGGGUAUACUGGAGAUGAGGAAAGAGAAAUCAAGGGACGCGGCCCGAUCCCGUCGCGGCAAAGAAAACUAUGAAUUCUACGAGUUGGCCAAGAUGCUACCACUUCCGCCGGCCAUCACUUCCCAGCUGGACAAGGCCUCCAUCAUCAGAUUGACCAUUUCGUUCCUUCGGCUAAAGGACUUCUCCAGUAAUGGCGACCCGCCAUGGAUCAAGGAAUCCCUUUCAUCCAUCACAUCAGCCAAUUCGAAUUCUUCGUCAUCGACAACGUCGUCUUCGACGGGAUCUUCUUCGACGUCAAACAAGGCCAACAAAGGUAACAGCCGUUCGAGAUCGCAUCAGAACCAUCAACACAAUCAACACCACCAUCAACAUGCACACCAUCAAUUGCAGCUGCAACAACAUCAACAACACAAUUCGAUCCCGGCGAGCGUUCACGUCGAGUUGUUCGAUCAACACCAAGGCACGCACAUCUUGCAAAGCCUCGAUGGUUUCGCUUUCUCGCUCGGCUCCGACGGCCGAUUUCUUUACAUCUCCGAAACUGUUUCCAUCUACUUGGGCCUGUCGCAAGUCGAGAUGACUGGCAGCAGCGUCUUCGAUUACGUUCACACUGCCGAUCAUGCGGAAUUAGCGCAGCAAUUGGGCCUGACGUUGGCCACCAAUCAGGCCCAUCAUCCAGCCAGUUCUUCCGGUACGAGCUCAUCCCAACAACUGCCACCGUCGCCCGCUUCCGGCACGGGAAGUGUCGACGAUGGAAGCUGUUGCAUGAAUCCUGAUGUAACAUCGUUAAUGAGUUUGGAAAGUAACUCGGCCUACCAGGGCCUCGAUCGUUCGUUUUGCAUUCGAAUGAAGUCGACGUUGACCAAACGUGGCUGUCAUUUCAAAUCGUCCGGCUACAGGGUGGUGAUGGUUCUGUGUCGACUUCGACCGCAAAGCCAAGCGUCUAUUGCCAGCAAAUCCGGUGUCGGGCAGCCGAACAGUGGGCCGUCAGGUCAGAACCAACCGGUUCCUCUACUUGGAAUGAUUGCCAUGGCUAUCGCCCUACCGCCGCCUACCGUUCACGAAGUUCGGCUUGAGCCGGACAUGUUUGUUACACGCCUGGCAUUCGAUUUGAGAAUCAUUCACUGCGAGCCUAGGAUUGCUGAGCUUCUAGAAUUCGUAGCCGAAGAUCUAACUGGUCGCAGCCUCUACACUUUGUGUCACGUAGAAGAUGUCCGCCUAUUGCGCAAGGCCCACACAGAUUUGAUGCACAAAGGGCAAGUUAUGACGCCCUAUUACCGAAUCCUUAAUCGACAUGGAGGAUUCACUUGGAUUCAAUCGUGUGCCACUGUAGUUUGCAACUCGAAGAACGGCGACGAGCAGAGCAUUGUCUGUGUAAACUACGUCCUCAGCCGCACGGAAAUGAAAAACGUGGUGGUGGAUCAAUGCCAACUGGAUUCAGCACCUAGUCUUCCGAUGAAACCCAACGUUUUCAAGACGGACCAUGGAGCGGUGGACGUCCUGCAAAGCUCAACGGAAGAGUCCAAUUCGGAAUGCUCUGAAUCGUUAACGAAGAACGGAGUGACGUUAACCGAUCCGCACCGAUCGUCCGUGCAGAGCUCCGAACAAAGUCGGCCGUCUUCCGAAGUGGAAGUCGAGGUCGUCAACGCUGCGCCGGAAGAAUCCGUUUCGUCGGGAAUGCGGAAUCGCGCGUUGCCCGGCCGACCGCAUCACCAUCGAUCGGCCAAACGCAAAUACGACGAGUUGGGCACGGUUUCAGCAACCAGCGACAGUGCGAUGAUCGGCCUCGACGCCAACAAUCAACAUCAUUCAACAGACAAUUCGAGUAGUAACGAGAGCGUAUCCAUCCAAGAUCAUCACCACUCGAACGCGAUGACGGAUCAUCAAAGCGAAGUUGAUGUGGCCCGCUGGAAGAGGCUGUACGCCGGAGCCAUGGAAAAUGAUUCCCUUCAGGAUCGGGAUCUGGAUGGAAGUGGGAUGAAUGGAAGUACUACAGAUUUUAGUACGGAUGCUCUACUGUCUAAUGGGAAGCCACGCUCGACUAUUCAGUGGAUCGGCACACCGCCCGUACCAUCCGGUUCGUCUUCAGCGGCCGCAACGGCUGCUGCCCUGUCGGUACCGUCGUUGUUACGUCAACUGUACGCGAGCAGGGAAAGCGUCAUACGCGCUAACGUGCACGCAGCUGCGGCCGCAGCAGCCGGACGCGCGCAGUCCAGCUACUUCGCGAAUGGUGAUACCUUGUCCACAACGCCGACUGGUGUGCCCGUUGGCAACGAUUACCCCGGUGAUGUGUUUCCACCUACCUCCUCUCAUUCUUACCAUUCCGCAUCGGCAGCAGCCGGAGGCUUUCUACCAGAGUAUUUACCAGCCAUGACUCCUCCAUCGUCCGUUUCACCUCGCGAUGCGGCUGCAGGUGCGCUGUUUGCCGCCGAGGCUUCGUUACGUCAUUCGGCCUACAGCGGUCUCACCUCGGCCGAGUCUUCUUACACAGCCAAUCCGAGCCAGCCACUGGCGUUGAAACCUCAUCAUCACGUUCACUACGGUCACGGUUCUCUCGAGCAUCAUCAUCACGCCCACCACCACCACAAUUCGGCCGGAGCCCAUCAUCAAUAUGCUACCGUCCAGCCUCUCGUUUCAACCGAUGCUGGCCAAUUCUAUUCUCACGCACCUUCAGGUUUCCACCUGUACCAUCCGCAGGUGGCCAAAUCCUCGUCAUCAUCGUCAGUCAACAAUUCUGCCACGUGGUACCCCAAUUGACCUGCGAAAUUUUACCGACUUUUGGCGUUGUCCGACCGAAUUUUGUUUGACUGAGAAGUCUGAAUAGAUGUAGAUUUUAUUGGAUAGGUGUUCGUCGACGGUCUGCGUUUAACUGUUUUGUUUUGUUUUUUUUGUUUGUUUGUCUGUUUCUAUCCAUAUGAAUUCCAUUGACGAGUCGAAUCAUGCUUUCUUGCCUACACAGCCACGAAGACAGUUCCCCGUUGCGUAUUUAAGAAGUUAAAACAAAAACUAAACAAAAUGACAAACAGUAAUAACCAAACGUCCCCCUUGAAGUAAUAACAUUCCGACAGCAUUCACAUGAUUUGGAAAUGUUCAGUGACUAGUCUUUGUUCCGUUAAAUUUCAACGUAGCCAGUUUUAUAUCAUGGACAAAACAUACAAUGUCGUGCUAAAAAAAAAAGUCCUUCUCUAUAAAAUUGUACAGUACGUUUUAUUGCAAACAGUUCCAGACUGUUAGAUUUUUUCCCCUUUGUCAGUGACACCGAACUGAUAAAAAAAUUGUUUGUUUGUUGUUGUUUUUUUUUUUUUAAUCCACGCUGUCUUGUUAUUGAUGUGCUUUUCAUUUUGAAUAAUUCUACUGAAGAGGAACUGAGAUGAUACCAUUCGUGCAAAAUGAAUCAGCGUGCAAAUGUGCUAUAGAAAUACUUCGUAGACUUGCAAACAGGCAUUAAGUAGAAUCUAUGAAGGUUAUUUAUUUCAUAGAAAUGGAUUUACGAAAGAAAGUGUUUGUUUUUUGUGUCUCCCCCGUCCUUACCCCCAUCCCGUUUGAAUUUCUAUUGAUCUUUUUGUAUACAUUCUUUUUUUUUUCAAUUCUGAUCGAAGUGUAUCUCUGGCUUCACCUGCCAUCGCCUCUUUUUAUUCGCAAUACACACACCCCUUAUGGUUUCAA
Molecule: messenger RNA, 4376 nt
Organism: Daphnia carinata
Lineage: Eukaryota; Metazoa; Arthropoda; Branchiopoda; Diplostraca; Daphniidae
Gene: trh
Product: protein trachealess-like
Exons: 10
Coding region: 426-3467 (1013 amino acids)
Biological process (GO): regulation of transcription by RNA polymerase II
Molecular function (GO): DNA-binding transcription factor activity, RNA polymerase II-specific; RNA polymerase II transcription regulatory region sequence-specific DNA binding; protein dimerization activity
Source: RefSeq, a predicted model, not a curated record